Messenger RNA from Pan troglodytes (chimpanzee), 8511 nucleotides. It is a transcript of the gene ZNF407, whose product is annotated as zinc finger protein 407. The record is from RefSeq and is a predicted model, not a curated record. The transcript is spliced from 9 exons. Gene Ontology annotation, molecular function: zinc ion binding; nucleic acid binding. Gene Ontology annotation, cellular component: nucleus. Gene Ontology annotation, biological process: positive regulation of transcription by RNA polymerase II. The coding region runs from base 556 to 7302 and encodes 2248 amino acids. Lineage: Eukaryota; Metazoa; Chordata; Mammalia; Primates; Hominidae.
AGAGGGCAGGAGGCGGGUGGAGAGACGGGGCAGGAAGCAGGCGGGAUCGGCCCGGGAAGAACCCGUUCUGGGACCCUCUAGAAAUCCCAGACACCCCUCCCGGGCUGACAGCGCCUGCCUUAGAGCCCGACGCGCUCAUCGAAUUUAGAUUGACUCCUUCGGCUCUCCGUUUUCCUUCUCUAAGGGAAGGGUGGGACUUCCUAUUUUAUCUCUGAGCAGCUUCCGGCAAGAGCUGAUGUGUUAAAAACAAGACAGCACAUGGGCCUGCCGGCCACCCGGAUAAAAAACAAGGAACUCGACCUGGAUUGUACUAAACCAGUUCCAAGAUUCUGUUUUUCGGUUGUGGCGUCCGGCGCUGCAUCCACUACGGAGCCGCCUUGGAAGCCACCGGAAGUCCUUCCACGGAGAAACAGGAUGUCCCGCCUCUUCCUCCCAAAGGGAAGACGGUGAGCCGGAGGAGUCAGUCAGAGGGGCGAGCAGGAGCGAUUCCGUCGCCAAACAGGUUAUGAGUGCCAGUGAGCCGCCUUAGAUAGAAGCAUCAUCAGCACUUUAUUAAUGAUGGAUAGUGAGAAUAAACCCGAAAAUGACGAGGAUGAAAAGAUAAACAAAGAAGCACAAGACUUGACAAAGCUUUCAUCCCAUAAUGAAGACGGUGGGCCUGUAUCUGAUGUGAUAGCAAGUUUCCCUGAGAAUUCUAUGGGCAAAAGAGGUUUUUCAGAAUCAUCGAACUCUGAUAGUGUUGUUAUAGGAGAAGACAGAAAUAAACAUGCUUCCAAACGCAGGAAAUUAGAUGAGGCAGAGCCCCUUAAAUCUGGAAAGCAAGGUAUUUGUAGAUUAGAAACUUCUGAGAGCUCAGUCACAGAAGAGGGUGUUGCAUUAGAUGAAACAGGGAAGGAGACCUUUCUGAGUGACUGCACAGUUGGAGGCACAUGUCUCCCAAAUGCCCUCUCCCCUUCUCGCAAUUUUAGCACUAUUGAUGUUGUUUCUCUGAAAACAGACACUGAAAAAACAUCUGCUCAGGAAAUGGUUUCCCUUGAUCUGGAAAGAGAAUCUCCUUUCCCCCCGAAAGAAAUUAGUGUUAGUUGUACCAUUGGGAAUGUAGAUACAGUUCUCAAAUGCAGCAUCUGUGGGCAUUUGUUUUCUUCUUGCUCUGACUUGGAAAAACAUGCUGAGUCUCACAUGCAGCAGCCUAAAGAACAUACCUGUUGUCACUGCAGCCACAAAGCAGAGAGCAGCUCAGCGCUACAUAUGCAUAUCAAACAAGCACAUGGGCCACAGAAGGUCUUUUCUUGUGAUCUUUGUGGUUUUCAGUGUUCAGAAGAAAACCUGUUGAAUGCACAUUAUCUUGGCAAAACACAUCUCCGUCGUCAGAAUCUGGCUGCUCGUGGAGGAUUUGUACAGAUCUUAACAAAACAACCUUUUCCUAAAAAAUCACGUACAAUGGCAACAAAAAAUGUUCACUCAAAACCAAGAACUUCUAAAUCAAUAGCAAAGAAUAGUGAUUCAAAAGGAUUACGAAAUGUGGGAAGCACGUUUAAAGAUUUCAGAGGAAGUAUUUCUAAACCAAGUGGUAGUAGCAGUGAGCUUCUUGUUGAAAUGAUGCCUUCCAGAAAUACUUGGUCACAGCAGGUAGAGAUUGUUGAAGAACAUGUUACUUCCCUUGGUCUAGCUCAGAAUCCUGAAAACCAGAGUAAAAAGCUAGACACCUUAGUAACCUCAGAGGGUCUCUUAGAGAAAUUGGAAUCUACAAAAAAUACCCUUCAGGCAGCACACGGUAACAGUGUAACCUCGAGGCCAAGACCCGAGCGAAAUAUUCUCGUGUUGGGUAAUAGCUUUCGUCGACGAAGCAGCACUUUCACCUUGAAGGGCCAGGCAAAGAAAAGGUUUAAUCUUUUAGGAAUUAAAAGAGGUACAAGUGAAACUCAGAGGAUGUAUAUGAAACACUUGAGAACACAGAUGAAAACACACGAUGCAGAGUCAGUGCUGAAACACCUGGAAGCGUGCAGCAGUGUGCAGAGAGUGUGUGUGACUACCUCAGAAACCCAGGAGGCAGAGCAGGGCCGGGGGAGUGCCCGUCCUCCGGACUCCGGGCUGCAUUCCCUGACAGUGAAGCCAGCUUCUGACUCUCAGACGUUGUGUGCUUGUACAGACUGUGGGCAAGUAGCUACAAAUAGGACAGAUUUGGAAAUCCAUGUGAAAAGGUGCCAUGCCGGAGAGAUGAAAUUUUACUGCCGUACUUGUGACUUCUCUAGUAUGUCAAGAAGGGACUUAGAUGAACAUUUGCACAGUAACCAGCAUCAGCAAACUGCUUCUGUCCUGAGUUGUCAGUGUUGUUCAUUUAUAUCCUUGGAUGAAAUAAAUCUUAGAGACCACAUGAAGGAAAAGCACAAUAUGCAUUUUCUUUGCACCCCUUGUAAUCUGUUCUUUUUGUCUGAAAAAGAUGUGGAAGAACACAAAGCCACCGAGAAGCAUAUUAAUUCAUUGGUUCAACCAAAGACUUUGCAAUCAUCUAACAGUGAUUUGGUUUUCCAGACUUUACCUUUGAGUACUUUAGAAUCAGAAAACACAAAAGAGUCUAUGGAUGACUCAGGAAAAGCAUCUCAGGAAGAACUUCUGAAGUCCAGGGUAAGCCAUGGUAAUGAAGUGAGGCAUUCCAUUAAGCCUCAGUUUCAGUGUAAGAAGUGUUUUUAUAAAACAAGAUCUUCUACUGUUCUCACGAGACAUAUAAAGCUUCGGCAUGGUCAAGACUAUCAUUUUCUUUGUAAAGCUUGUAAUCUUUAUUCAUUGAGCAAAGAAGGAAUGGAGAAACACAUUAAAAGAAGCAAGCAUCUUGAAAAUGCUAAGAAAAAUAAUAUUGGCUUAAGCUUUGAAGAAUGUAUUGAAAGGGUAUGUAUAGGUGCAAAUGAUAAAAAAGAAGAGUUUGAUGUUUCUGGAAAUGGAAGGAUUGAAGGCCAUAUAGGUGUGCAAUUACAAGAGCAUUCCUAUCUUGAGAAGGGCAUGCUGGCGUCUGAGGAACUGUCACAGUCUGGUGGUAGCACCAAAGAUGAUGAAUUAGCUUCAACCACUGCUCCAAAGAGAGGGAGACCUAAAGGUAACAUCUCACGGACGUGUUCACACUGUGGUCUUUUGGCCUCUAGUAUUACAAACUUGACUGUUCACAUUAGACGAAAACACAGUCACCAGUAUAGUUAUUUAUGCAAAGUGUGUAAGUAUUACACUGUAACUAAGGGAGAUAUGGAACGUCAUUGUGCCACCAAGAAACAUAAAGGACGGGUAGAAAUAGAAGCAAGUGGAAAACACAGUUCAGAUAUCAUCGUUUGCCCUGAAGGGGGUAGCCUUGAAGCUGGUAAAAAGAAUGCUGGCUCAGCAGUGACCAUGUCAGAUGAACAUGCUAACAAACCAGCUGAGUCACCCACCUCCGUUUUAGAGAAGCCAGAUCGUGGAAACUCAAUUGAAGCCGAAGUUGAAAAUGUAUUUCAUUCUCUAGAUGGAGAAGUUAACAGCCAUCUUCUUGAUAAAAAGGAGCAAAUAUCUUCAGAGCCAGAGGACUUCGCCCAGCCGGGGGAUGUGUACUCCCAGAGAGAUGUUACAGGCACAGGUGAGAAUAAGUGUUUGCACUGUGAGUUUAGUGCUCACUCCUCUGCUUCUCUAGAGCUGCAUGUAAAACGGAAACAUACAAAAGAGUUUGAGUUUUAUUGCAUGGCAUGCGAUUACUACGCGGUGACUCGUCGCGAGAUGACCAGGCAUGCAGCAACAGAGAAGCACAAAAUGAAAAGGCAGUCUUAUCUCAACUCUGCUAAUGUAGAAGCUGGUUCUGCAGACAUGUCCAAAAACAUCAUUAUGCCUGAAGAAGAGCAUCAACAAAAUUCUGAGGAAUUUCAAAUAAUUUCAGGUCAACCAUCUGAUACUAUUAAAUCUAGAAAUGCUGCAGAUUGCUCUAUUUUAAAUGAGAAUACUAAUUUAGAUAUGUCUAAAGUGCUCUGCGCUGCUGACUCUGUAGAAGUUGAAACUGAAGAAGAAUCUAAUUUCAAUGAAGACCAUUCCUUUUGUGAGACUUUCCAACAGGCUCCUGUCAAGGAUAAAGUUAGGAAACCCGAGGAGAUGAUGUCACUUACUAUGUCCUCAAACUAUGGCUCCCCAAGCAGAUUUCAAAAUGAAAAUUCAGGAAGCUCUGCCUUAAAUUGUGAGACAGCAAAGAAAAACCAUGAGAUAUCGAAUGAUGCAGGUGAGCUGCGUGUCCAUUGUGAGGGUGAAGGAGGAAACGCAGGAGACGGUGGAGGUGUUGUCCCCCACAGACACCUGUGCCCUGUGACGCUCGAUGGGGAGUGCUCGGCUGAAAGCCCUGCACUCGUUGUGACAAGAAUAACCAGAGAACAGGGAAAUCUGGAGAGCGGGGGUCAGAAUAGAGUUGCACGUGGGCAUGGUUUGGAAGACUUGAAAGGUGUCCAAGAAGAUCCCGUUCUGGAGAAUAAGGAAAUUCUGAUGAAUUCACAACAUGAAACAGAAUUUAUUUUGGAGGAGGAUGGCCCAGCUUCUGAUAGCACAGUUGAAAGUAGUGAUGUCUAUGAAACUAUAAUUAGUAUUGAUGAUAAAGGGCAGGCCAUGUACAGUUUUGGUAGAUUUGACUCCUCCAUAAUAAGAAUAAAGAACCCUGAAGAUGGUGAGUUGAUAGACCAGUCUGAAGAGGGCUUGAUAGCAACGGGAGUGAGAAUUAGUGAGCUGCCCUUGAAAGACUGUGCUCAAGGUGUGAAAAAGAAGAAAUCUGAGGGCAGUUCCAUUGGUGAGUCUACACGAAUUCGCUGUGAUGAUUGUGGCUUCUUAGCAGAUGGACUGAGUGGACUGAAUGUUCACAUAGCCAUGAAGCAUCCUACAAAAGAGAAGCACUUCCAUUGUUUACUCUGUGGAAAGUCGUUCUAUACCGAAAGCAACCUUCACCAGCAUCUGGCUAGCGCCGGCCACAUGAGAAAUGAGCAGGCCAGUGUGGAGGAGCUUCCGGAGGGAGGGGCCACCUUUAAAUGUGUCAAGUGCACAGAGCCCUUUGAUUCUGAACAGAAUUUAUUUCUACAUAUUAAAGGACAGCAUGAGGAAUUGCUGCGGGAGGUGAAUAAGUAUAUAGUGGAAGACACUGAGCAAAUCAACCGCGAGAGGGAGGAAAACCAGGGAAACGUCUGCAAGUAUUGUGGGAAGAUGUGUCGAAGCAGCAACUCGAUGGCCUUCCUGGCACACAUUCGCACUCAUACAGGAUCAAAACCAUUCAAGUGCAAGAUAUGCCAUUUUGCAACAGCUCAGCUUGGAGAUGCCAGAAACCAUGUGAAAAGGCACCUUGGGAUGAGGGAAUACAAGUGUCAUGUCUGUGGGGUUGCUUUUGUAAUGAAGAAGCACUUAAAUACUCAUCUACUAGGCAAGCAUGGAGUUGGCACCCCAAAAGAAAGGAAAUUUACAUGCCACUUAUGUGAUAGAAGUUUCACAGAGAAGUGGGCCCUGAACAACCACAUGAAACUCCACACGGGAGAAAAGCCGUUUAAAUGUACCUGGCCCACGUGCCAUUACUCAUUCCUCACAGCCUCCGCAAUGAAAGACCACUACAGGACGCACACAGGCGAGAAGUCGUUUCUGUGUGACCUCUGCGGCUUUGCCGGCGGGACCCGCCACGCCCUCACCAAGCAUCGCAGACAGCACACAGGAGAAAAACCUUUCAAGUGCGAUGAGUGUAACUUUGCCUCCACAACUCAGUCCCAUUUGACUCGGCAUAAACGUGUCCACACUGGAGAAAAGCCCUACAGAUGCCCUUGGUGUGACUACAGGUCAAACUGUGCUGAAAAUAUCCGCAAACAUAUUCUGCAUACUGGCAAACACGAAGGAGUCAAGAUGUACAACUGUCCCAAGUGUGACUACGGGACCAACGUCCCGGUGGAGUUCCGGAACCAUCUGAAGGAACAGCAUCCUGACAUCGAAAACCCGGACCUCGCUUACCUGCAUGCUGGCAUUGUUUCCAAGUCCUACGAGUGCCGUCUAAAGGGACAAGGAGCCACCUUCGUGGAGACAGACAGCCCCUUCACCGCGGCGGCCUUGGCAGAAGAGCCCCUCGUCAAGGAGAAGCCCCUCAGAAGCAGCAGGAGGCCAGCGCCGCCCCCUGAGCAGGUGCAGCAGGUCAUCAUCUUCCAGGGCUACGAUGGGGAGUUUGCCCUGGACCCCUCGGUGGAGGAGACGGCCGCCGCCACGCUGCAGACGCUGGCCAUGGCCGGCCAGGUGGCCCGGGUGGUGCACAUCACGGAGGAUGGCCAGGUCAUCGCCACAAGUCAGAGCGGGGCACAUGUAGGCAGCGUGGUGCCCGGACCCAUCCUCCCCGAGCAGCUGGCUGAUGGAGCCACCCAGGUGGUCGUCGUGGGGGGCUCCAUGGAAGGCCACGGCAUGGAUGAGUCCCUCAGUCCAGGUGGCGCUGUGAUACAACAGGUGACCAAGCAGGAGAUUUUAAACCUCUCUGAGGCUGGAGUCGCUCCCCCCGAGGCAUCCUCAGCCCUGGAUGCGUUGCUCUGUGCGGUCACUGAAUUAGGGGAGGUGGAGGGCAGGGCUGGGCUCGAGGAGCAAGGCAGGCCCGGCGCCAAAGACGUGCUGAUCCAGCUGCCCGGGCAGGAGGUCUCCCAUGUGGCUGCCGACCCCGAGGCCCCCGAGAUCCAGAUGUUCCCACAGGCCCAGGAGAGCCCGGCCGCCGUGGAGGUGCUCACCCAGGUGGUCCAUCCCUCAGCAGCCAUGGCCUCUCAGGAGCGGGCACAGGUGGCCUUCAAGAAGAUGGUCCACGGCGUCCUCCAGUUUGCUGUGUGUGACACGGCCGCGGCCGGCCAGUUGGUCAAGGACGGUGUCACCCAGGUGGUGGUGAGCGAAGAGGGUGCCGUCCACAUGGUCGCCGGGGAGGGUGCCCAGAUCAUCAUGCAGGAGGCGCAGGGCGAGCACAUGGAUCUGGUGGAGUCCGACGGGGAGAUCUCGCAGAUCAUCGUGACGGAGGAGCUGGUCCAGGCCAUGGUGCAGGAGUCCAGUGGCGGCUUCUCCGAGGGCACCACGCACUACAUCCUGACAGAGCUGCCCCCAGGGGUGCAGGACGAGCCGGGCCUGUACUCCCACACGGUGCUGGAGACUGCGGACUCGCAGGAACUCCUGCAGGCCGGGGCCACACUAGGCACAGAGGCCGGGGCCCCAAGCAGGGCAGAGCAGCUGGCCAGCGUGGUCAUCUACACCCAGGAGGGCUCCCCGGCCGCGGCGGCAAUUCAGAGCCAAAGAGAAAGCAGCGAACUCCAGGAAGCAUGAGACGCGCGGCACCUUAACUCAGCACAGGGCAGGUGUGGGAAGGUCCAGCUUCGGCGGGGGACUGUGUUCCCUGAGCUUCAUCUGAAACCUUCAAAACCAUGAGGACAAGGCUCCUGUGAGCUCUGAGCAUGCCCUCCCAGCGAGAGUCACACUGGCCACCAGCCAGGCGCCCACAGAGGGUACCGUGGGCUGGGCCUCGGGGAGCAGGCUGCCAAGUGCAUGGGAGGGCCGGGCGCAGGCCGCACAGGGAGCUCCGGUCCACUGGGGGCCCUUCGAUCAGUGGCCUCCCCCUUUGUCCUGGUUGCUGUGCUGAAGAGAAGCCAAGUGUUGUUGGUGAUGUUUUUCUCUCCCAAGUGUUUUCCCAUUUCAGUUAUCAGAAGGUCAUGGCCGUGGGGAAAGUGGUGAAGAUACCCCUCGUGGCUUGGGGUGCACCUGCUUGUGCAGUCAGCAUGUAGCUGCCUUUCCAUUUCAUUCUCUACUGGGCUAAAAAUUGCAGCUACAAGUGUUACCAUCUGGAAGCAGUCCACUUCCAUUCAAUUUUUUUUUUUUUAAUUUUAGAAUAACAGUGUCCCCAUACCAAAGGAAGCCUGCUAGCUCAUUUCAUGUAUAAAUUUCCCAUCUUCAAACAGUUUAGGUGUAUUUGUUGCUGUGGUCACAUUCUGCAUAAAAGAAAUCCUCUUAAGCCUAUGGUUAAGAAAAGCCUUGAAGUUUAUAUUCAGUUAAAAUAUAUGUCGGUGGAGAUAGCCAGUGCUUCUAAUUUUGACUUAGUUUCAUACAAUAAAGCCUAAAUGUGAAACGCACAUGCUGGAAGAUAUUGUUCCUAUCAAUAUUUUGCUUUUUAUAACAAGGGUUUGUUCAUAUUGAUGCCAUUUUUGCAGGAUUUCUUCGUGAUUUCUGUCCAUAUGAAAAUGCUGACAUUAAACAUUAACACAUGGAGACCGUGCCCUGUGGCCCUGCCGUGGCUGCCAGCAUGGUCUGUGUUUCCUUGUAGAUUCACCUGUGGCCCUGCUGUGGCCACCAGCAUGGUCUGUGUCCUUGUGGAUUCACUGCAACUGUCGGAUGCGAGUUUCUGUCAUAAUCAUUUGUUUCCUGAUACAAUUGUUCUUAUUCUUUUCCAAAACUGUAAAAUAAUCUCCUCCCUCAAAUGCAAAGGUUGUUUUUGUUCUGUUUCUGUUUUCUUUGAAAUAAAAUUAUAGCAUUAAAAGAUCA